AUGUUCAUUAGACUUUCAAACAAGGCACUUCUAGUGCUUGGUUUGCUGUCAGCUGGCACGCAAGCUGCAACUAUUCGCCUGAACCCUCGCGCAAGUUCGUUCGAUUACAAUGGCGAGAAAGUCCGCGGUGUCAACCUUGGUGGAUGGCUUGUGCUUGAGCCUUGGAUUACACCUUCGAUUUUCGAUGAAGCUGGUGAAGGGGCCGUCGACGAGUGGUCACUGACUCAGAUCCUGGGCAAGGAUGAGGCUAAGGCACGCUUGUCUGCUCACUGGGAGUCUUUCGUCUCCCCGGGCGAUUUCCAGCGGAUGGCUGAUGCCGGACUGAACCAUGUCCGAAUCCCCAUCGGCUACUGGGCUCUUGGGCCCCUCGAAGGAGACCCUUACGUGGAUGGUCAGCUGGAGUACCUUGACAAAGCGGUAGAGUGGGCUGGGGCAGCGGGCCUCAAAGUCCUCGUCGACCUGCACGGUGCACCGGGAUCUCAAAAUGGAUUCGACAACAGCGGUCGGAGGGGCGCCAUCCAAUGGCAACAGGGGGACACUGUUCAACAGACCCUUGAUGCCUUCGACCAGUUGGCCGAGCGGUAUGUUGGCUCCGACACCGUGGCUGCCAUCGAAGCUGUCAACGAGCCCAACGUUCCUGGUGGAGUAGACCAGGGCAAGCUGCAAGAGUACUACGGCUCCGUUUAUGGUAUCGUCAACAAGUACAGCGCUAGCACAUCUGUGGUAUACGGUGAUGGUUUCCUGCCCGUGGAGAGCUGGAACGGCUACAAGACCGAGGGCAGCAAGGUCGUGAUGGACACACACCAUUACCAUAUGUUUGACACCGGACUCAUCGCCCAGGAUAUCGACGGCCACGUCAGUGCCGUCUGCGACUUUGCUCACCAGCACCUGGAAGCUUCUGACAAGCCUGUCAUUGUGGGCGAGUGGACUGGUGCUGUGACCGACUGUACCAAAUACCUCAAUGGCAAGGGCAAUGGCGCUCGCUAUGAUGGCUCCUAUAUCACUGGUACAGCUCUUGGCGAUUGCGCUAGCCUGGAAAGCGGUACUGUGGCCAACCUCUCUGAGGAUGAACGGUCGAACAUGCGCCGUUUCAUUGAGGCCCAGCUGGACGCCUUUGAGCUCAAGAGCGGCUGGCUGUUCUGGACCUGGAAGACUGAAGGUGCCCCUGGUUGGGAUAUGAGUGAUUUGCUUACUGCUGGCGUUUUCCCUACCUCCCCUGAUGACAGACAGUUCCCCAGCCAGUGCUAA
This is a messenger RNA of Aspergillus pseudonomiae, 1248 nucleotides long. It is a transcript of the gene exg1, whose product is annotated as glucan 1,3-beta-glucosidase. Lineage: Eukaryota; Fungi; Ascomycota; Eurotiomycetes; Eurotiales; Aspergillaceae. Gene Ontology annotation, cellular component: extracellular region; cell surface. The transcript is spliced from 3 exons. Gene Ontology annotation, molecular function: glucan exo-1,3-beta-glucosidase activity. Bases 1 to 1248 code for a protein of 415 amino acids. The record is from RefSeq and is a predicted model, not a curated record. Gene Ontology annotation, biological process: glucan catabolic process.